AUGGAUUCAAGCCCGCUGGCUUCGUCACCGACCCUGUCGCUGACGCCGCCACUGCCACUGCAUGAGAAGGAACUGCUGUUCACAGACUGGGGACUGUCCGAUACGGACGACAGCCAGCCAGUGACCGGCUUGGGCACCGUCGAGAAGCCGGACUCGCCGUGGACCGAGCGUGAGCGCGAGCACCGGCGCAAGAGCAAGGCUUUUGCGGCUGCAGCCAAAGCAGCGGGAGAAAGGGUGGCUGAGACGGCCGCUGAGAAGGCCAGAGCAGACGAGGCUGCACUUAUGGCCGACCACGGGAGCGAGAAACACGGCGGCUGUGACAACGACGACGUUGUCGAAGUCAUCGACUUGACACAGCCAGAGCCAAAAUCACCUCGGCCACCGCAUAAACCACCACACCCGCCGCGCCGUACCGCCUCGACCGUUGCUGCGCCUGUUCGUGCAUCAUCGUCGACCACACUUCGCCGCACGUCGUCCAAUCCGCUGCCGGACCGACGAGGGCCGAAGAGAAAGCGAGAGGAGGCUCUCGACAGAGCCACGGCCGCGCGGAAACCGGGACGCCCUGCCAAGACGAGGAUGACCACCAAAAAGAACGCCCGCGACAUGUCGCCUCCCCUCGUCCCCGAGGGGCAGCGCAUCUUUGCUGGGCUGUCCUUUUGCUACCUCCCCAAUGGUGCCUUUGGCGCCCGGAAGCUGCGCAUCAACAAGGCCCGGCAGCACGGCGCCCGGUGGGUGCACAGUCUGCGCGAGGCGACACACGUCGUUGUCGACAAGCAGCUGCGGUGGGCCGACGUGGAGGCGCACAUACGUGACGAGCUGGCCACCGCGUCGUCGACGGAGCCUGCGGCUGCGGCUGCGGCGUGGCCCAUCCUCGUCAACGAAACCUACCCGCUCGACUGCAUCGGGUUCCGGCAUCUGCUGAACCCCGAGCAGCUGCGGUACCGCGUCACGGGAUGGAAGGACGCACAAGCGGCCCAAGAGACGGCGACCGAAAAGGGUCCAGCAAACAUAACGGCCCAUGGAAAGACGAGCGACACAUCGCCGCCCGGUCACUAUCUCAUCAAGCCGGACAGACGAGAACAGGACCGGCCGGGGGUGGCACGACAGCAAGAGCACAUGAUUCGACAGCCACGGCACGACGUCUGA
Messenger RNA from Sporothrix brasiliensis 5110, 1146 nucleotides. RefSeq lists its product as uncharacterized. The coding region runs from base 1 to 1146 and encodes 381 amino acids. Lineage: Eukaryota; Fungi; Ascomycota; Sordariomycetes; Ophiostomatales; Ophiostomataceae. The transcript has a single exon. The record is from RefSeq and is a predicted model, not a curated record.